Patiria miniata (bat star) is the source of this 3138-nucleotide messenger RNA. RefSeq names its product tubulin-specific chaperone cofactor E-like protein. Gene Ontology annotation, molecular function: alpha-tubulin binding. Lineage: Eukaryota; Metazoa; Echinodermata; Asteroidea; Valvatida; Asterinidae. Bases 133 to 2010 code for a protein of 625 amino acids. Gene Ontology annotation, biological process: protein folding. The record is from RefSeq and is a predicted model, not a curated record. The transcript is spliced from 10 exons.
AUAGCGCAAAGCUUUUAAAUAAACAUUACGUCAACCAAAAUGUAGACGUGGAAGUGAAAAUGACAAUGAUUAUUCAAGGAUUUUUUGCGUGUUUGUCUUCAGUGACUGCAUGAAAGUACAGUCGGUAGAGAAAUGGAGGAACAGACUUCAUUUGUGGAUGCUCUGAGGGCGAAAUAUUGCGACGACGAUGCCGAAAAUGGAGGUUGUGAAAGUUUCGUUCAGAUCACCGUGUUCGGCGGCAACAGUCGCCGGCGGCCGCGCGGUGACAGCGCCGGGGAGGACGGCGGGCGAGUCAGCGGGGGAGACGGUGGUGAUGAGAGUGUCCCAGAGUUGGACUACUUGAAAAGUGUUGUACUCUACAAUAGCAGGAUCAGCCAUGCUGCUAUUCCGUCAGUCGGACUCUCCUCCCUCUGUCCCAAUGUCCAUGAUCUGGACCUCUCCGGCAACCUGCUGGGCAGCUGGAAUGAAGUGAUGACGAUUCUCAAACACCUGCCGCGUCUGAAGUUUGUCAACCUCAGCUCCAACCCUUUGGGCAAUUGUGAGAUUGCCAGAAAUGAAGACAUUCCUUGCCCCAUUGAGGACCUGGUGCUGAAUGAUACCAAAGUUACAUGGAGUGAAGUGGCUGCCUUAUCACGCCUCAUGCCCAAACUGAAACAGCUACACUUGUGCAAAAAUGAUUACAAUGCCAUUGACUUAUCUGAUGAGGUUGUAGCAGAUACUCUUCGUCAUUUACGCUUAUUGGCACUGAACAAUAACCACAUUAAGAGAUGGGACGAAGUCGCCAAGUUGAAGUCACUUCCACAGCUUCACACGCUCGUGCUUCUGGAAAACCCACUGGAGGAUGUAUACUACAAACAAACACACCCAGAAGCUCCUCCUGAAAGCUCCGACAAACAAGCGGAGGCCCAUGGCUCGGAAGAUGCACAGGCUUGUUUCCACGGUAACAAAGCUAACGAGGAAAAGAAUCAGUCAGCUGAGGAGUCUGAUGAUGCAGCGUGCUGUGAGCAGCAGGCUGCUUCUAAAGACAAGGACAAUGUUGUGGACAGUAACUUGCAACACGUUGUUGACGACAAGCAAGAUUCGCAGCCAAGUCAGAACGAUGACUGCCAGCCUUUGGUAGGAAUGAAUGUUGAGGGACGUGUGGUUGAGGAUGCGGUGGAGGGAAGCCCAGGCUAUGUGUCAUUGGAGAGAGCCGGCGGUAACGCCAAGGAAGAAAGUGGAGAUUUAGAAAGUGCCAGGUCUAGACCAUCGGAGGACAGUGAGAAAUGCAACAAGACGGGAACCACAGAACCUACAGACAUCCAAUCAUCUGGGAGUAAGGAGCAAGAGUCUGCUGACCCCGCCUUCCCAGCCUUGGAGUCUCUCUGUGUGACAGGCACCUCCCUGUCUGAUUGGAAACACCUGCAGGAGCUCAGGCACUUCCCCUCAUUACACUCCAUCAAGAUCAAGAAAAUUCCACUUUUAGAGAGCUGGGAUGAAGCCGACAGACGAAAAGUUGCUGUGGCUUGCCUUCCAAGCAUCAAGCUGCUGAACGGCAGUGAAAUAACCCCGGAAGAGAGGGAGAAGUCAGAACGUCAUUUUGUCCGAGUCUUUGUGGACCAUGAGCAACCACCUGCGAGGCUUGAGGAGCUGGUCCAAAAAUACGGCAAGUUGAAGCCCCUCUACCAGGUUGACAUAAGCCGAGGGUACAAGGAGUUUAUGGAGCUGAGAUUCAUCUACGGCGGCCGCUGCAUCCACCAGGGGCAGAUCAGGAUGGUAGAGUCAGUCAAACAACUGAAGAAAUUCUGUAGUGACUUGAUCGACACAUCUCCGAGGAUGGUGAAACUGUAUCACAUGACUCAAGACCCAGACACCAAUGAGCCAGUCAUGGACGAGUUAUUUCUUGACUCGUUACCCAUGAGUCGCUUUGAUCUGAAAGACGGCGACGAGAUACUCAUCGAUUUGAAGAAAGGACAGAAUUUUAAAGGGCCCGAACCCCUUUGGGAACCUGGAAUCAAAUUGGCUCCCUAAGGUUUGAGCUGUGCAUGUACAUGUAGUCAAGUUCAUCAUCAUGAGUCAGUCACAUGUUCAUCACAUGCCUAUCACAUGUCCAUCAAAUGUCUUUCAGAUCUCCAUCACAUGUCCAUCACAUGUCCAUCAUAAGUCAAUCAAUAACUUCAGUCAAGAGUCAUUCACAAGUCACCCAGCUAUAGUCAAGUUACAAGCUAUUCAAAUGAACUGUGAUAGCAGUGUCCCUUUGACCUAGCUUGUUUGUUCCCUUUUACUUGUGACAGACAUGUGACAGACAUGUGAUAGGCAUGUGAGGGACAUUUGAUUGAGAUGUGGUGCACAUGUGUUGAAAGUGUGAUUGGCAUGUAAUGAUUUGAUUUUCUAAGCCAUUCAGUAUACUGCAGUGUGUUUGAAGAAGCAGUUUGUUUUCUUGACAAUCAGUGAUACCAAAUAUCCAAUGCUUGUUUAGCAAGUAUUCAGGGACCAACAUUUGUGCUCGUAAAAAUAGAUUGAUGUGUAUUUUCUGUGUGAAAAUCAUGCUGCCUUUCUAUAGAUUCUGAGGUUUUAUUUUACCGACAUUUAAAUGUGUGUAUCGCGUAGAGUGCUGUGGCCUCGUGGUCUGCAGCAUUGAAUUUGCAAUCUGAGGGUAAUUCUGCAGGUUGUGGGUUCGAGUCCAGCCUGGGGUUAUGGUGCGUGUGCCCUUAGGCAAGGCACUUUGUCACUCAUUGCUUCUCCCCACCCAGGAGUAAAUGGGUACCUGUGAGGGCAGAGGUGGUUAUUGUGGUUGAUUUAAGCUGCUUUGGGCUGAAAUGGCAGCAUCGAGUUGUAUACUCCCCAGGGAGCUGAGAUGGUAUUUGGAAUGUUUCAUGGGCCCAAUGAGCAGGGUAAUAAUGAUGAAGCGCUUUGAAACCUUAUAGGUAUAAAGCACUAUACAUGUAUAAGCACCAUGUAUAAAUAUUAUCGUUACUGCCAAUGUUAUACAUUUUGUGUGUAUUGUCUAUGGGUAGUCUUGUUGCCGUUACAGGCAUACGUAAUUUAGAAUUUUUAUAGAACUGAAACUCCAUUAUAUCUAAUAUAUGAAAAUGUAUACAUUGUAUUCCUCAAUCAUGUGUUGCAUUUGAGAAUUUCACUGAUUUCUGCGAGAAAAAU